Messenger RNA from Rotaria sp. Silwood2, 1365 nucleotides. The record is from the annotation of a GenBank genome assembly. Lineage: Eukaryota; Metazoa; Rotifera; Eurotatoria; Philodinida; Philodinidae.
AUGGAUGAUAAUAAUUUUGGUACCUCUUUGAAUAAUGGUAAUAAUCAAUUGCUAGCAACAUCAAUAGAAGAUUCAUCUGAAUUUCUUUCAACUAUUGAUGAUGAAGAAAUUAGUCAAGUUCAAACGGCUUUUUCUAUUAUGAUUGAUCAAACAUGUUCAAAUGAUCUAAAUUCUAAUGGAAAUAUAUUUGAGCAUACAUAUAUUACACAAGAUAGUUUUGCUUUUCUCUUUCGUUCUAUUAUACCCACACAAGAAAUAAUUCAACAAGAUUUUGAACCUGAAUUACAACAAAAUUUAUUUAAAUAUCAAGACCAAGAAGGUAUAAAAUAUGCUUUUAAAGUUUUUGAUCGUCGUACAAAUCGUUUAAUAUUUGAGCAAAUGCCAACUUAUCACAAAUAUGGUAUGCGAUUACUAUUUAGUGGUCCUGUUCAACGUGAAUUAUUACAUACAAGUGCAAUAAGAAAUUUUUUUGCUCGUGAAACAUUACGUUUAGGUAAAGAAUUUGAUGAACCAAAAUCACGUAAACAUAUACCAGCUUUUAUUAAAAUGUAUGAAAUUGAUUUAAAUGAACUACUUGAACCAAAUUUAUCAAAAUAUUUUACAUUCAAUGAAUUUUUUUAUCGAAAAUUAAAGACUAAUGCAAGACCUAUUGAUAAUCGAAAUGAUUCAAAUAUAAUUGUAUCAGCUGCUGAUUGUCGUUUAAUUUUGUUUGAUAAUAUAUCAGAAGCAACACGUAUAUGGAUAAAAGGCAAUCAAUUUUCUCUUCGAUAUUUAUUUGAUGAUGAAAUAUUAGCACAAGAAUUUCAUGGCGGUUCAAUAGCAGUAUUUCGUUUAACACCAGCUGAUUAUCAUCGUUUUCAUUCACCAAUCAAAGGAAUUAUCGGAGAAGAUAUAAAGACUAUAAUGGGUACUUAUUAUACAGUUAAUCCAAUUGCAAUCAGAGAAAGAAUAGAUGUCUUAACAAGAAAUCAACGAACAAUGAUUACUAUUGAAAGCAAUUAUUUUGAAAAAGUUGCUUUUGUAGCCAUUGGAGCAUUACUUGUUGGUUCAAUUAAUUUGACUGUUAAACCACAUCAAUCAAUUGAAAAAGGCGAUGAACUUGGUUAUUUUGCUUAUGGUGGCAGUACAAUUGUUAUUGUCUUUAAAGCUGGUAUGGUAAAAUGGGAUGAUGAUUUACGACAUAAUUCAAAGAAUUCUAUGGAAACACUUGUUCGAAUGGGUGAACAUAUUGGUCAACGAGCAAGUGAAGAAGAAAGUAAAAAAUAUUUACUAAAUGCUUCACAAGAUAACAAGAAAAAUACAACAAUAUCACAACUUUUAUGUUAUUUUCCUACUUUGGAUAGUUUACAUAACAUUAAAAUAUAA